AUGUCCUUAAUAGACAAAAGAAGAAAGAGAAAAUAUAAGCUGCAUUCAAAUAUUGAACAUUCUAAGAAACCUUGGUAUAUCUAUUUAAAAAAGAAUGAGGGUAUAUUUUUCUUCGAUUUGAUUGAUGAGGAUUCAAAAUUUGUUUAUAAAAAAGAAAAAAAUGGUGUAGAUAAGGUAGAGGAAACUGACAAGUAUAGGCACGAGAGGAGGAAUUCUUUCAAGAAGGUGUUUGUAAAGAUGGAAUUAGAGGAGGGGGAAAACAAAAUCGAUGAGGGCAAACAGAACGAUAAGGACAAACAGAACGAUAAGGGAAAACAGAACGAUAAGGGAAAACAGAACGAUAAGGGAAAACAGAACGAUAAGGGAAAACAGAACAAUAAGGGAAAACAGAACGAUAAGGGGAUGGAACAUGAACAUGGACGGGUGAAUGAAGAAUGGGUGGAAGAAUUACCUGAUAACGGAUAUAGUAAGAUUGAUGAGUUAAGACUUUGGAUGUACCAUAAUAAGGAGAAAGAAAAAAUAUACGAGAAGGAAAAAUGCUACAAUGAGGAGGAGGCAGUAGCAUCUAACAAUAUAAACAAUGAAAAGGAAAAGAAUAACUUAACGAAAUCGUUAAAUAGAAAAAAGUUGUUUGAAAUGCUCCUCUAUUUGAAUACGUUUAUUAAGUAUAUAGACUAUGAUAAAAAAAUUUCAGCAGAAAUGUUUUUGAAAUUUUUUUACAGCAAAGGAGUGGACAUGGAAUAUGGUGAGCUGAUGGGAGGUGGUGGAAUGACGAAAAAUGAUGAGCUAAUGCAAAAUAAUAUUAGCUUGCUAAAUAGAGUGAGUGCGAAAAAUAGCAAAUGGAUAGUAAGCAAUCAUAAAGAAGAUACGUACAAAAUAGGAAUAUACUCAGAAGGGGUAUUAUCACUGAAAUUAUUUAAAUACGGCAUCAAAGAGGUUAGUAGUAAAACAUAUUACAUAAAUGGUUCGUUGUUGUAUUCAAAAAUUUGUGGAAUUUUAAAAAAGCAGAACCCGUUAAAUGAUGAGUUUAAUGAAUGUAAUAAUAUAAAGAAUGAUGAGAAGAAUGGAGCAAAACAUGGUGAAAAGAAUGGAGAGAAGAAUGGAGCGAAACAUGGUGAAAAGAAUGGAGAGAAGAAUGGAGCGAAACAUGGUGAAAAGAAUGGAGAGAAGAAUGGUGAGAAGAAUGAUGAGAAGAAGGGUGUGCAAAAUGGUGAGGAGGUAGUACCUCAGGGAGUCCAGAAAGAUAAGCCUAUUUCCUUUGGUAUAUGUAUAGAUUUUGAUUAUUUAAGAAAAUCGUAUGAGUGGUAUGAAGGAAAGACAAUGAGAUUAUUAGAUCUUUUUAUUAUCCUAAACAAAAUUUCCGAAAUAUUUAGAGAAAAGUGUUUUAUUAUAUAUGUACAUCUAUCAGUACAUAGUGAAGGUAGCCAUACUUUAGAAGAUAUAAAAAAUUAUAAAGUGUGCUAUCCGUACAUGUUUUCGGAGUUAACAGAUACUCUAAAAUUAUUUGAAGAAAGAAAUAUAAAAAUAGUGAUAAGAGUAAAUGAAAUGAGGUCAAUGAAUAUUUCUACUACACAUCAUUCUAAUAAUUCAAAAAAUAAAUUAAUAGAAGAUAUUAAAAAAAUGUAUAGAAAUAAAGAAGUGAAUAACAUUUUUCUUAUUACUAAUGAUAUAGAAGUAAUUUCAUUUUGUAAUGAUAUGCACUAUAAACUUUUUUAUAAAAGAGAUACCUUCGAUAAUAUAAAGGAAUGUACUCUUUCUUUUACAAAACCAGUAAUCAUACUCUCCUUUAUGAAUAAUAUGCCCAUGCAUAAUAAUAAAUUUCUUCCUUAUUUAAAACUUGAAAAUUUUUGCUAUAUGAAUUUUAUUAUUAAAAGUUUUUUCCUGAGAUAUCAGGCGAGGAGAAUUGAAAAACUUGUAACAAUAUAUAAGGAUAAUAUGGAAAAUAUGGACAUAAUUGAAAAACUAAUGGAUAAAUUUACCAUAAAAAAUAAAAACUUUAAAAACAAAAUUAACAUUUUACUACUAAAUGAUAUACUUUAUAAAGUAGAUUUAAAAAAAAAAGAAAAUAUAGAAAUAACCAGCCUGCUAAGAAAAGUCUUCCCCCCUUCAUACCAUUCCAUGCAUUACGAUAUUAGGGGAAAAUGA
Molecule: messenger RNA, 2145 nt
Organism: Plasmodium malariae
Lineage: Eukaryota; Apicomplexa; Aconoidasida; Haemosporida; Plasmodiidae
Gene: GDV1
Product: gametocyte development protein 1, putative
Exons: 1
Coding region: 1-2145 (714 amino acids)
Source: RefSeq, a predicted model, not a curated record